ACCAAGUGUUCUAUAUUAUACAGUUCUGGGUUCAGUUGGGGUUUAGGGUUCUCUCUGUUCAGUAGCAGACACUAUCCGCAUAGGGGUGAACGCUUUGUAAAGUGUAAUGGAUUCGGACACUAAUGCACCAAAAUCCAAAACUCCCAAAAAGGAGAAGAACAAGAAGAACAAGAAGCAAAAAGAUGUUCCCCCUGAACCUGAUCGAAUUGAGGUUGCGGUGGAGGUUGUCCAUGAGCACCCCAAUAAAACAGCUCCUGUUGUCGGUUAUUUUCCUUCGGGUUUUGAUCCGGUUAAGAAUUAUGCAAGUGGUUCCGGUCCCUCUGAAUUUCAACUUUACAGGCACAGGAACAUGUCGAAGAGGAUGCAGCUUGUUGUUCGCCCUCCUGGGUCUUCGGUGGAAUUUGUUGGAUCUAGUUUUUCUGGCGAGGCUGCGGCUGGACACCGGGCCAUGUUCGCUCUUGGACUCCUUGAUAAGGAAGCUGGGACCCUGAAGAUUGUUCCCAUUGCUGGUAAUAAGAUAUUCAGAUUGGAGCCAAAGAUUAAAGGUAUGGAAGCUGCUGACAAUGAGCCUGCGAACUCAACAUUGGAAGAGAUGACUCCGCAGCAGAAGAUUGCAGAGACGACUUCUAUAUGGGGAACAAAGAGGGAUAUAGAGAAGGCUAAAAAGAAGCUAGCUCUCAAGCAAGAUGAAGAUCCUAAUUCUCAAAGGAAUCUGGAUGUGAAACUGAAAAAUGUUUCUGUAAACAAAAGCGCUCUUGAAAGUACAGAAUCUCAUGUUUCUCGCAACAUACCACCAUAUGAUACUUCUGCAACUACACCUCAGGAGGCAUAUGUAUUGGACAAAAUCAUCCUUACUGGAGAAUGGGAUUAUCUUCAAGACAUCUAUAAAAAUUUGCAUCAGGAAGAAAAGACGGACUUCAGUUCUUAUCCAACAUUUGUUCGCAACAGGGUAGAGAGAUUAAGAAAAAUUAAGGAUGAGUCAGAACAGAGGAAGCUUUCCUGCAUACUCUCAUACAUCAAUCAUCUGAUAAAGUUCAAAGAUCAGCAUUCCUUUGAUGUUUUCUCUGCAAAGAGCCAUAAAAUCCCCAACAUCCUGCGACAUAAAUUUACAAAUAUGUUUGCUGUUUCUGAAUUAAGAAGGCUGCCCCCUGAAAAAAUUUCUCUUCUCGUAAGUUAUGUGCUGGUGCUUACACUUUUCGCUGAUGACUUCCUAACUGACUGCACCGAUAUAGCAAAGGAUCUGAGCAUGAAUGUUAUGGCGGUGAGACAAGUCUAUGAGCAACUGGGUUGCAAAUUUACCCGCCAGAAAAGCGCUUUUAACGGUUUGCGUGCUACGCUUCCUGUCCCUCUUAAAUUCCCUGAGUUAACGCAAAGAAAGAGGAAGAGGUAGAUGCAUCACUUGAGUCUCUUUUUAGGUCAUUGACUGUUACAAAUCCUGUGAUGUUAAAACAUUGUUAUCCAACACCUCUUCUGAUAGGAUAUUUGUUAUUAUUUCUAUCUGCAUACAUCUGAACCGUGUUUGCCGUUUUAGUAUUUUGAAGAAGCAAUUUUGAAAUUAGCAUACUCUAAUUAUGUUGAUAAAAA
Vigna unguiculata (cowpea) is the source of this 1584-nucleotide messenger RNA. RefSeq names its product DNA binding / DNA-directed RNA polymerase. Gene Ontology annotation, molecular function: DNA binding. Gene Ontology annotation, biological process: DNA-templated transcription. NCBI's taxonomy places the organism in Eukaryota, Viridiplantae, Streptophyta, Magnoliopsida, Fabales, Fabaceae. The record is from RefSeq and is a predicted model, not a curated record.